Oncorhynchus keta (chum salmon) is the source of this 3246-nucleotide messenger RNA. RefSeq names its product lysosomal membrane ascorbate-dependent ferrireductase CYB561A3. Gene Ontology annotation, cellular component: lysosomal membrane. The coding region runs from base 188 to 1090 and encodes 300 amino acids. NCBI's taxonomy places the organism in Eukaryota, Metazoa, Chordata, Actinopteri, Salmoniformes, Salmonidae. Gene Ontology annotation, molecular function: oxidoreductase activity. The record is from RefSeq and is a predicted model, not a curated record. The transcript has 7 exons.
UUGCGAGGUCAAUAAGGAAAUGUGACUUGUAAUAAACACCAGCAGCCGUUUUUGUGCUGAUUGAAUAUCAUGUAUUUCUAAACUUUACAACAUUUGGCAAUGAUUAUAGUUAGUAUUUAAUUAUCCCGAUCUAAGCUGAUAUGGAAGAAUCUUAAGAUAGGUAGGAAGAGCUAGGGCACCUGACCACAUGCAUGACUCUACCCCACCUAACACCUGUUCAACCCCAUCUGAGUGCUUACCCCUAAGCCAGUGGAAUGAGACAAUGGAAUGUGGAAGCGAGUUAGCAGUUGACACAAUGAAAAAGGAACUGAAAUCAAGGGCCAUUCUUGCAGAUUGUUCUACCAGGAUGAGAUCCAUUGUGUCUUUCUACUUCUGCUACCUGCUGUGCCUGUGCCUGGGGAUCGCCUGUGUGGUGUUUGUAUCCAUCUGGAACUCCCAGUGGCGUGGUGGCUUUGCCUGGGAUGGCUCGGCUCUUCAGUUUAACUGGCACCCUGUCCUGAUGGUCACAGGUCUGGUCGUGCUCUACGGCAAUGGAGCGGUGUUGUACCGCAUUCCCCUCACAUGGGGGCAGAAUAAGCUGCCCUGGAAACUGCUGCAUGCUGGUGUCAUGCUCCUGGCCCUGCUCUGCUCCAUCCUUGGCCUCUGUGCUGUGUUUGACUUCCACCACACCAACAGCACUCCCAACCUCUACUCCUUGCACAGCUGGAUUGGCAUUUGCACUACAGCACUCUUCACCACUCAGUGGGUGAUGGGCCUUGCUGGCUUCCUCCUACCCUGCUCACCCAUGUUGUUCCGCAAGCUGCUUAAGCCUGCCCAUGUGUGGAUGGGAGGCUGCAUACUGAUACUCAGCAUUGUAUCCUGCAUUUCAGGGAUCAACGAGAAGCUCUUCUUUGCACUGAAAGGAACCACCAAUGGAACAAUGCCAUAUGGUAACCUGCCACCUGAGGCAUUGGUUGCCAACUCGUUAGGAGUCUUGAUUGUAGCCUUUGGAUUGGUCGUCCUGAAGAUUCUGUCCAAUCAGAAAUGGCAGCGACCAGAGCCUCGAAGUGAAGACCUGGGCUACAGUCCACUGCUUCAAGACGACAGCUAAUAGAAGAGAUGAGGAGGCUUCAAACCCGCUCUCAGCCGCUAACCAUACUAUGCAAGCUAUCCACAAAUGUUAUCUGCACCUGCUGGGUCCAAAGUUGCCUUAAGCAAAUAAUGAGAUGUUGAAUGUCCUAGGACCAGGGCCAACCCUGGGCAUAAGGGCCCCUGGCCACUUGGGGGUCUGAACUUACUGUUGAGAGUUAAUAUAGUAAAACACACUAGGUACAAUUUUAAAAUGUGUUAUUGCAUCAGCAGUUUUUCUCUUAUAUCAGACACGGACAGUCACUGAAUUAGCCAAUGUCAGCUAAAACUGUUUUGAUUGGUAAGUUAGUCUAGCCAGCUAUCUAAACAUUGUAGUAAUCAUGGCCAGAUUACUGACUCGGCAUGCAGGGCACAUGCCAAGGGGCCAUGAACUCCAGGGCGCUUACAUUGAUUUUGUUAGUCAUUCUCACUCAGAUAUCAUAUUGAAGUGAUACUUCGGGAUUUCGGCAAUGAGGCCCUUUAUCUACUUCUCCAGAGUCAGAUGAACUUGUGGAUACCAUUUUUAUGGUUCUGUGUCCGGUAUGAGGCAGGCUAGAGGUAGUUUCGCAAGCCAAUGCUAACUAGCGUUACCCAUAAACUUCCAGUUAUUGUGCUAUCUGCUGGCAUGCUAGCAGAUACCAAUAGGCCACCAGUCAUUGCGCUAACGCUAGUUAGACAUUGCAAUAGCGCUAGUUAGCAACUUCCUUCAAGCCGCACACAGAGACAUUAAAAUGGUGUCAAGAAGUUCAUCUGACUCUGGGGAAGUCGAUAAAGGGCCUCGGUGUCAAAAUCCCAAAGUGUCCCUUUAACAUGGCAUAAGUCAGGGCAAAAUGUGUAAAAUUGCUGAAAAUCAGCUGGUAAACUGCAAAUGUUUCUCUCUGUCCCAUGGCAAAAUGAGUAGAAUUGCAUGAAAUUUACUUUCAAACUUAAAAAUGUUUCUCUCCGCUGUCAAGAUGGGACCACAGUAAUCUUUUGGCUGCGAGGUGGAGCUCCCCCCAAGCAAAUCUUGCUUAGGGCCCCCAAAAGGCUAGUGCUGGCCCUGGUCAUGACAGUGUUGUAAGCAAUAAUAUGUGUCCCAUCAAGAUAUACGUUUUAUAAAUGUAUUAAAUAGUAGAUUUUACAUCGCUGCCUUAUUUUUUAAUGAAUAAAGUAUGAUAUACUCAAAGAUAACACAGUAUUUCAGCAGGUCUUUGUGACUGCCAUUCCUGUUGUGCAUGCAAUUUAGGCUGUAGCCUCAUCAUUAAAGCUACAGUCUGGGAUUUUGGAAUCUGUUCAAUGCUCAUUUCAAUUCUUUAUAUUGACCAUUCAGUGUUUGGCCACACAAACAAUAUGUUGUGUUCUUAGAGAAAGCUACAGCUAGGCCUAUAUGGCCAGCAGCAUACCACCCUACAUCCCACUGCUGGCUUGUUUCUGAAGCUAAGCAGGUUUGGUCCCUGGAAAGGAGACCAGAUGCUGCUGGAAGUGGUGUUGGAGGGCCAGUAGGAGGCACCCCUUGGUAAAAAGAAAUAUAUAUAUAUACCAAUGCCCCAGGGCAGUGAUUGGGGACAUUGCCCUGUGUAGGGUGCUGUCUUUCGGAUGGGUUGUUAAAUGGGUGUCUGUGGUCACUAAAGAUCCCAUGGAACAUAUCAUAAGAGUAGGGAUGUUAACCCUGGUGUCCUGGCUAAAUUCCCAAUCUGGCCCACAUACCAUCAUGGUCACCUAAUCAUCCCCAGUUUACAAUUGGCUCAUUCAUCUCCUCUCCCCUGUAACUACUCCCCAGGUUGUUGCUGUAAAUGAAAAUGUGUUCUCGGUCAAUUUACCUUGUUAAAUAAAAAUUCCAAAAUAUUAAUUUGGGCUAUAUGUUUUUCACAUGGUGGCAGCAGUAUCAAGGAUUCAGUGUAGAGAGCAAAUAUCACACUAAAUUGAUAGUGGUGCGCAAUAGCACAUGUGUGUUUUGCGGGCUACAAGACAUUUGAGAUAUAGUAGGCUAGGCUAUACAAGAGCAAAAUGUUACACAAAGUAUGUGGAUCUGUUAUUUAAUUUGGUCCUUGGGUGGGAUUGGGAUGGGGGGGUGGUGGUGUAGCUUCAUUUAGUAUGUAUUUAUGUUUGUUUGUAUUCAUGUUUGCUGACUAUUAUUACAAAAUAAACAUUUGAUCACAA